Messenger RNA from Priapulus caudatus, 1701 nucleotides. Its product is annotated as transforming growth factor beta regulator 1-like. The transcript has 10 exons. Lineage: Eukaryota; Metazoa; Priapulida; Priapulimorpha; Priapulimorphida; Priapulidae. Bases 184 to 1407 code for a protein of 407 amino acids. The record is from RefSeq and is a predicted model, not a curated record. Gene Ontology annotation, cellular component: nucleus. Gene Ontology annotation, biological process: regulation of cell cycle.
CUCAUAGAUUUCUGAGUCACUGAGUUUACCUAGCUAUUCUCAUAGUAUAGGCUAUAUAAUAAUUAAUAUCAUAUAAUAUAAUUCAUUUUGGAAACUGUAAAUCCCUAAAACUGCGAAGAUACAUACCGGUAUCUUGUUGCCACAAAGAGAUCGCAAGGUUUUACGAGAAAUUGGCAGGUGACAAUGUCAAUGUCUGACGGAGUUACAUUGACAACAACAAAUAGUCCAACAUAUCAGAGGAAUGACAUAAGCCUAAGCAGAAAUGCUAGUGGCAAUCUAGUAUGGCUGGAUGCAGUGAAGCAUUUCCUCCGAAACCUAUCGAAGCCAGCGUUCUUGUCGACUAUUCGUUCUCACCUUGUUGGACAAGGCCAUCUCCCGAGUGCGGUAACACCAGAGACGCUCGCCGGUCUGCUGGUGCAAGAGACAAAGAAGCCAGGCUCACUACUGAAAGUUCUUCCAGGGUUACUUUUCACAGUCGUACCAAGUCCAGCAUCUGCAAUGCAGGCUAGCAAUGAGAGGUACCGACAUCGCUACAAGAAGUUGCGAAAGCUUGUAAGGGAAAUGACCUUUGUGAAUGCAGCCGUUUGUGAUGAAAUUGUAAGGAUGGAAGAACAAAUUCAAAAAGCGAGAGAUGAACGGAGCUUUCUUUUGAGGAAACUUCUGCAAUAUCAAACAGUAAAUGAGCUUGCCAGCCUGGUCAGUCAAGCCCAGGCUGCACUAGUAUCACCUAGCCAAGUGCCACCAGGUGGCAGCACAGGGCUGGUAUCCUCAGGAAGUCUAGCCAAAGAAAAGAAAAAACAUUCUCUUGUGGACGAUAUUGGUAAGAAAAAAGGUACAUCCAAAUCAAAGAAACAUAAGCGAGAAGCAACAGCGAAGAAGUUUUUUGUUCAGCAAAUCCCAUUAGAUGACGUGGGCCGCCCCUUGUUUCCAAUCGUUGUGGAUGGACUCACUGUGCACAGUCUGGGCGAGAUUGUACAUGACCGACAAGCAUUCCACACAGAGCAGCACAUCUACCCAGUUGGAUUCUGUAGCUCCCGCACAUUCGAUGAUGUCAAGAAUCUGGGAAGGAAGUGCCUCUACACGUGUAAGAUACUGGAUGGUGGUGAAGUUCCACGGUUUGAAAUAGUGCCCGAAAGCAGUCCAGAAACACUUGUAAUGGGAUUCACAGCACAGGGGUGCCUGAACGAGCUACUACGGAUUAUCAAUGCCUCUAGGAAAGAAGACCAGCUAGAAUUCUCAGGUCAAGGUGAAGAUUUCUUUGGCUUUGCUCAUCCCACCAUACAAAACCUAAUACAGAGCUGUCCUGGAGCUCGGAAAUGUUCUAGUUACAAGUGGACAAAAUUUAAGGUGUGCAAAUUUGGACGGGAUCCAGGUCAAACUAUUGCUGAGGACAGCCAACAGAAAUAGCAAGCACUUGCUUUCCUGCAAACUAGUACGCAUGACAGCUGAACUGUAACCUACUGCCAUCUCUUGAGAUUAGUUAUCUUAACAGAGGAUUUGUAGAUAAUACGCAUGGUAAAUAUGAAAUGAAUGUUACCAAACUGUGUAGUCGUAUAAUUUAUAAAUUCUAAAAAUGAACAAAGUUCCAUUCUUUUUAUCCAUCAGUCAAAUGAUCUAUCUUGGUUUUUAUCUAAAUAGAAGCAAGAAUAUAUUACAGAACAGUGAUACUAUUUCAAUAAAAGUAUUAUAGUAAAUACAAUA